AUGGCUCAAAAGAGUAAAGUGUCUGCAACACAAGGAGCUCCUAGCCUCAAUUUGAAGGGGGUUUCCAACAUGUGGUGGCUCCCCGAUCAUGAUACGGAGCUUAUACCGUGUCUUGCGAAGCUUGCGGAUGCCGGAAUGAAGGUUGAUAAAAACUUCAAAGCUGAGGCUUACAAAAUAACAACUAUGAAGAUGAACAUGAAAUUCAAAACCAGCUACACCCACCUUCAUGUGAUUAAUCGCAUGAAAACUUGGAGAAACAAAUUCAAUGAUAUGAAGACUUGCAUCAAUAUAAGUGGUGCAGAGUGGGAUGAGGAUAACUGUAUGGAUAAAAGGAAUUCAAAGCUAAGAGGAUAUGUAAACAAGCCUCUUCCAUUCUACAAACAUUUACAGAAGAUCAUGGGUGAUGAUCAAGCUAGAGGUGAUUUUGUUAGGCCAGUUUAUGAUAAGAUUGGUACUAACAACGUCAUUCCUCUUGAUGAUGAUGAUAUGGACAUUCCACUUGAGAGUGAAGUUGAGCCAUGA
Asparagus officinalis (garden asparagus) is the source of this 522-nucleotide messenger RNA. RefSeq lists its product as uncharacterized. Bases 1 to 522 code for a protein of 173 amino acids. The record is from RefSeq and is a predicted model, not a curated record. The transcript has 2 exons. Lineage: Eukaryota; Viridiplantae; Streptophyta; Magnoliopsida; Asparagales; Asparagaceae.